CAUCGAAGGAACAAAAUUGUAGAAUCGAAAAUUCUUAUUCUCGAGAUUCACAAAUAGAUUAUAUCGGUUCUUCAUCAGCUUAUCGUUAAAUGAUCUUUGAAUCAUACCAAAUAGUUUAUGUUUCUGGGAUGGGCCACUACUUUUUUGGGUUUUUUUUUGCCCGAUGUGAUUUUUCGAAUAAAAUUGUUUACAUUUUCUAAAAUUCAGAGAUAUAAGCCAAUCGUCUAUAAGUCUUCUUGUGGAUUGCUUUAAAAUAUCAUCAACAAAUGACCCAAUCAGAUGAACAAGUGCUCGAAAAGCCUGUGCUUUUGAUCCCAAAUGUUUAUGAUGAAGGAUUCAAACCAGAAAAUGAUGCCUAUACACUAAUAUAUGACUUACCUGUCUCUGUUACAUCUGUUGACUGGAGUGGUAAUCUAUUAGCUUAUGGUCAUGAAAAUGGUGUCUCAGUUUUAACCCCAAUUCCAAAAGACACUCAAAUAUCAAAGAAUCUACCAAGCUCUCUACAGCAAGAAUGGGUCUUUCAGGUGACUAAUAUCCCAUUACAUUCACUAGUCACACAUAUCAAAUUCACAAGUAAAUAUCUUGUUGCAUGCCAUGAUGAUAACACAAUCACACUAAUUAAUCAUUUAGAUGAAUCAAAGGUAAGAUUAGGCGUUGAAGGGACACAAACGCACACAGGAGAGAUCAAUUCUGUUGAUAUAUCAGACAAUGGUACAAUUGUAUCUGCAGCUGAUGAUAAAACUGUUAUUGUAUGGGAAAGAGAAGAGAGUCGCGUGUUUUAUUUGGAUAAUAUUGCAACAUUGGUCAAAUUUUGGACAGAUAAAGAUGGCGAUAAAAUUAUCGUUGUGGAGAAUGGAAACACCGUUAAAGUAUUAGACUAUAAAAAGAAUCAAUGGCUAUAUACAAUUUAUCCGUUGUCAUACUCAGCAAAUGCUCAACCAAGUAUCAAUGAUGUAUUAAUUCAUAAUGAUAGAGUUAUUGUCGUGGGUAAUGGAUGGUGGAAAGAAUAUGACACAGAAGUUUUGAAUAAUGGUGCAGGUUACACUCUACCGAAUGGAGAAAGCCAGCUUGCAGGAUGGCUACUCAAUUCCAAAUACAUUUCUUCCAAAUCGAAACCCUUGAUUGGUGGUAUCAGCAAUGAUAGAUCAUCAUUUUAUGAUCUCGCAGCAAACUCGAAUCAGGUACAUCAAUUCAAGUUACAGAUUCCUUCAAUUGAGGUCCCAGCAGGAUCAAUCAAUCAUGACGGUGUUGUUUUAUUUGCUUCUGGAUCUAAAUUGAUCUUGGUGAAGCCUUUUGAUAGUUACGAGGUUGUUCAAUAUUCCUGA
Molecule: messenger RNA, 1325 nt
Organism: Hansenula anomala
Lineage: Eukaryota; Fungi; Ascomycota; Saccharomycetes; Phaffomycetales; Wickerhamomycetaceae
Product: WD40 repeat domain-containing protein
Exons: 2
Coding region: 267-1325 (352 amino acids)
Cellular component (GO): nuclear pore outer ring
Molecular function (GO): protein binding
Source: RefSeq, a predicted model, not a curated record